Prorocentrum cordatum is the source of this 1981-nucleotide messenger RNA. NCBI's taxonomy places the organism in Eukaryota, Dinophyceae, Prorocentrales, Prorocentraceae. The record is from the annotation of a GenBank genome assembly.
CGACGACGACGACGACGACGACGACGCCGAUGCCGCCGAAGAAUCGCGACGGCAGCGGCGACGACCGAGUGUUCCCGCAAGCGCUGGUGGGAGUCGCGUCCGACAGUCAGUUGGCGAGCUUCGACAUCCUCCGGUGAGGAGGGGGAGAGAUCAAAAGGAGAGGAAGAACGGAGGGAAGGAGGGAAGCAGGGAGGUAGGGAAGAGCGAGGGCUCGAAGCUCGGAUCCCCGCGGCGGACGGGCCAGAACGUGGGACCCAGACGCCGCUGCCGAUUCACGGCCCGACGCGCCUCACUUCGUCUUGGUCUCUGCCCCGCCGCUGCCCGCGCCCUGGUCGGCCGCGCCGCCUUCGGCGAUCUCAACCUUGCCCUGCCGCAGGCUGUCGCCGUCGGCAAAUUGCGGCUUGCCUAUGUACGCCUUCGCGCCCUUGCCGAAGAGGAUGUCCCAAUACUUCCCAGAGCGGCCAGACCAAUCGAUCUCGUACUCCUCGCCAAGCGUCUUCGAUACUUGUCUAUGAGUGGCGUUGACAGCAUGAGGAGAAUGAAUAAAACCAGCGAGGGCAACAAGAAGUUCACCAGGAUCCCCAGCGGCGUCACGUCAGAGAAGCCUGAUGGCAGGACGAAGUUUAGAAGAUUGUCUUCAGGAACUGCCACCUCGGGAAGUAGCCCGUCUUCUCCGCUGGGGUCUAGCUGAAGAUCACCAUUGGGAAGCUCCUUGAGGUAACUGUCCACGGCCGUGCGGGCUCUUAAGGCCACCUCUUCAAUGCCCUCGGAAACCGUGAGGGAGCCUCUUAUCCGCCUCUACUAGGGGGAAAACAAACCUACCUCGCUUUUGACCACCCUCGCUUCCAAGAGAUACCAAACGAUGCCAAAUUGCAGCCUGUACUGGUCAGGCCGCUUGACGAGGAGGCGCGUGGUAUGGCUUGGUUUUGCCUGGAAGCGAAAGCGGGGUAGGUAAUUCACGCUAUGAUCUACGUCAUGUCAUGUCCCCGUGGAAGUUCGGGAUUGGCGCUUGUUGCGUCGGGGUACAGAAAGGAACGGACACGAUGGCAGACUCGCAAAUCGACGCGACAAAAUACAUUCACAACACAGAGCAAACCGCCACCGUGCAAUACGGAUUUGAGCGAACUGUCAUCGGGUCUCUCUGGGUUUCUGCAUGGAGCAUCAAGCAUACUUUUGUCGGCGGCCAGCCUGAGGGGGACUGAGGCGGGCCUUCUCAGAAGCCUCGGACAUCCUCUGGCCUUCUGAACGGUUUUCGAAGCCUUCCCCGACGACACAGAAAACGUCUCAGAAGGCGCGAGGGCGUCUGCAAAGCCCGUCUGAGAGGACCGUCUCUUUCUCACUUCCCCCCUCGCUCGCCGAUGAAUCAAGCAUACUUGUGAAGGGGCCCACACUCCAGAAUUCCUGGCGCUCCUGGGAAUCGCCGCGUGGGGCCUACGAUGCCUGCCGGGCCCGUCCUGGAUCAUCCAGUGGGCGCCUCUGGCGCGCUUUUGGGGCCGCCCCACUCCUCGCCAUCCAACCUAACAGCGAUGUGUAGAAGCAUAUCUGAAAGCAUUCCCCUUAAGAUUCAGGAGUCAUGAUGCUCUCUUUUGAGACCACUAGAAACCUAUCAGCAAGAGCUGUUAGGCAAAAUGCACACGCCCGAGCCGUGCCAAGGGCUCCGCAGCGAGCCGCGCCGCCGAGGCACCGGGCGCUGCAGCCCGCGGCCCUCCCGCCCCCCACGGUGGUGCUCCGGACCCCUUCCGUGGGAGGCCUCGGCCACGCCGCGGGCCCCGCGGCCCGACCGGGAGGGCCCCCCGCGCGGAGGCCACCGUCGGGGCGUGGACCUAAGGAACCAAGGAUUGCAAAAAAAAAACAGGACUGCAAAACAAAAAAAAACGAAGGAUUGCAAAAAAAAACCCAGGAUUGCAAAAAAAACGAAGGUUUUUUUGCAAACCCAGGAUUGCAAUCACUCCGGAUCUCAUAACAACGGGGGGGGGUCUGC